UGUGAAUGGCCUGGCGUCUUCUGGGACCUGUCAUGUGCAUGCGCAGUGAGCACCUGACUGUCCACAGUCUCCUUGUCAUCCCUUGUACUGUAUGCAGUCUUUGGUCAUCUCCUGUACUGUCGGCAGUCUCUGGUCAUCUCCUGUACUGUCUGCAGUCUCUUGUCAUCUCCUGUACUGUCUCCAGUCUCUGGUCAUCCCCUGUGCUGUGUCCGCAGUCUCUGGUCAUCCCCUGUACUGUGUCCGCAGUCUAGGGUCAUCUUCUGUACUGUGUCCGCAGUCUCUGGUCAUCCCCUUUACUGUGUCCGCAGUCUCUGGUCAUCUCCUGUACUGUGUCCACAAUCUCUGGUCAUCCCCUGUAAUGUGUCAGCAGUCUCUGGUCAUCUCCUGUACUGUGUCCGCAGUCUCUGGUCAUCUCCUGUACUAUGUCUGCAGUCUCUGGUCAUCUCCUGUACUGUGUUCGCAGUCUCUGGUCAUCUCCUGUACUGUGUCUGCAGUCCAUUGGUUCAGAAUAUUUUUUUCUUGUUUUUCUUCUCUA
Molecule: messenger RNA, 535 nt
Organism: Staurois parvus
Lineage: Eukaryota; Metazoa; Chordata; Amphibia; Anura; Ranidae
Source: the annotation of a GenBank genome assembly